Molecule: messenger RNA, 2057 nt
Organism: Radiomyces spectabilis
Lineage: Eukaryota; Fungi; Mucoromycota; Mucoromycetes; Mucorales; Radiomycetaceae
Exons: 8
Coding region: 103-1890 (595 amino acids)
Biological process (GO): transmembrane transport
Cellular component (GO): membrane
Molecular function (GO): myo-inositol:proton symporter activity
Source: RefSeq, a predicted model, not a curated record
UUUGUCAGCAUUACAUUGAAUCUAGUGAAUUGACUCUUUGAACGGGACGCCGCUUUUGCCGCAUUAUUUUGUGUUUCUUAUUUGGGCAAGUCCCGUGAGCGCAUGAUGAAACUCCGCCGCGGUGGUGAGGGAGGGAAGAUGGCCAUUGAGGCGCUUAUGCCACCAAGGUGGCAAACAGUGUUGAUGCUAUUUACUUUUCUAUUCAAACGUGCUACCUAUGAAAGAGUGACUCCCGAUAAUUUGCUUGACAGAACUUCAUCGAGUCCAUCCCUAAGAUCAUCUCAUAAAGAUGACGAUGAGAAUGACGACGGCCGUGCGAGCAUUACAAACGACGAGCAUCCUUUAUUGUCCACUCUGAUUCCAUCGGAUGAAAUAAAUGAAGUAUUUCUGUACAAGCUCAUUUUCUGUGUAUGUAUUGGUGGGUUUCUCUUUGGCUAUGACACAGGAGUUAUCUCGGGGGCUUUACCACCGCUACGCGAACACUUCCACAUGACGACAAGGCAAGAGGAAUUGGUGGUAGGAGCAACGACUUUGGGAGCUAUUUUUGGCGGGCUUUUUGCUGGUUCGCUCGCCAAUCAUUUCGGAAGAAAGGCAUUGCUGCUUGUGGCGUCCUUUAUCUUUUUUAUUGGUUCACUUAUCAUGGCUUUGGCAUCCACUUACACGUUUCUCCUACUCGGCCGGCUGGUGGUGGGUGUAGGCGUCGGCAUAGCCUCCAUGAUUAUUCCGUUGUACGUGAGUGAGAUAUCACCGAAGUCGAUUCGUGGUCGACUAUCGACCAUGAAUGUCUUGAUCCUUACGUUUGGGCAAAUGUUUGCUUACGCUGUGAAUAUGGUUUUCGCCAAUGUGACUCAUGGAUGGCGCUUUAUGGUCGGCCUGGGCGCGCUUCCGGCCCUUGUCCAACUGUGCGUCUUGCCAUCAAUGCCCGAAUCACCGCGCCAUGAUGUUUUUACCGGGAAAAUGGCCCGUGCUCGAUCCACGCUACAGAAAGUAUACCAUGCGUCGAUGUCUCCCGAAGCCAUUGAUGAUCAACUAGCCGACAUUCAACGUGCUAUUGACGAAGGACGAUCCAGCACUUUUUCCGACUUGUGCCGUUAUCCGCAUGUGAAAGCCUUGAUCAUAGCUUGCACGCUGCAGGCAGCGCAGCAACUUAGUGGGUUCAAUACCGCCAUGUAUUAUGCAGCAACCAUCCUGCGUAUGGCUGGUUUCCGUGAUCAUCAGAACUCCACCAAUGUGGCCAUGCUGGUGGCCGGGACCAACAUGGUGUUCACGGCGGUCGCCGUUUGUAUCGUUGACAAAUUAGGUCGUCGACGAAUUCUGUUGGUGACCAUGCUUGUCAUGAUGCUCGCUCUCAUCGCUUUAGGCUCCUCGUUUGCCGUCCAACAAGGCUUUGUACCAAAACAGAGUACAUGUGCCGGUUAUGCAUCGACAUGUGCGCGAUGUGUGCAAGAUACCGGGUGCGGAUGGUCCAUAUCUCGCGACACCUGUGUGCCGCUGUUGAAUGACCAUCUGGAUGACAUAUACCAAGGGCCGACGGGAUGUCCUGCGCAGCCGAAUGAUACAAUGAUCACUGUCGCGCUACUUUUAUCGCUUGUCAUCUACGUCGCCAGUUACGCUUUGGGCCUUGGCUAUGCGCCUUGGCUGAUUCAAAGCGAGUUAUUCCCCACCGCGAUUCGAGGCAAGGCCAAUGGCAUCUCCACCGCCACCAACUGGCUGUGCAACCUUUUCAUUUCUUCCACUUUCUUGUCACUGACGAAUCUUAUCACGACGGCGGGCACUUUCUGGUUGUAUGCGGGGAUUUCUUUGGUGCUGUGGUUCGUGCUUUUGUACCUACUACCCGAGACCGCCGGCAAAUCAUUGGAAGAGGUGAUCGAUCGUCGACCGCCAAUAUAAAGACAUGCGCCGCCUGGUAGAAUAGUUGGUGUGUAUUGUAAAGUGUUAAAGACAAGGAUACCUAGGAUUCAAUCAACGAGAUCCAUGGAGCAUGCGGGGACAAGGCAAAAUUGAAGACACACAAAAAAGAGGAAAACAUGAAAUUUACAUACAAUGUAUUAACAAGC